UUAAGGACACAAGACCCAAUGAGAUAACUCUGUGUGAUGUACCACAUUCAGAAAGAAGACACAAGAAUGUCAUUAAUGGGCAAAAUGGGAGACUGGCAGGAUCGCCAUGACGGGACCAGCAAUGGCACAGCCCGGUUACCCCAACUGGGCAGCAUGGGCCAGUCUCCGUACACCAGCGCUCCUCCGCUCUCUCACACGCCCAACUCAGACUUCCAGCCGCCAUACUUUCCGCCACCCUACCAGCCCAUCUACCCGCAGUCUCAGGACCCUUACUCUCACGUUAAUGACCCGUACUCCAUCAACUCUCUGCACGCCCAGCCUCAGCCACAGCACCCGGGCUGGCCUGGCCAGCGGCAGAGUCAGGAGAGCAGCCUGCUGCACCAGCACCGCGGGUUACCGCAUCAGCUGUGCAGAGAGUACCGCAGAGAAGUGCUACUUCCCUCGGGUCACGGUAUUGAGACUGGACUCACGGAUUCAAUCCCUAUCCAUGGAAUACCUCACUCUUUAGAAGAUGUUCAGCAUGUUGAAGAUCAAGGAAUUCACAUCCCAGACCAAACUGUAAUCAAGAAAGGUCCUGUUUCCAUAUCCAAGAACAACAGCGUCUCUGCCAUACCGAUACAUAAAGACGGGCUUUUUGGAGGUGUGGUAAACCCAAACGAAGUGUUCUGUUCGGUUCCGGGUCGUCUGUCUCUUCUUAGCUCAACGUCAAAGUACAAAGUCACAGUAGCGGAGGUGCAGAGACGCCUUUCUCCGCCUGAGUGCUUGUAUAUAUCAUUUUUUUGUAAUUUACUUCAAAGGGCCAAAUCUAAGAAUGGCGGAAGAUCUUUAAGAGAAAAACUAGAUAAAAUCGGAUUAAAUCUACCAGCAGGGAGACGCAAAGCUGCCAAUGUUACUCUCUUGACGUCACUGGUGGAAGGUGAAGCGGUGCAUCUGGCCAGAGAUUUUGGUUAUGUAUGCGAGACUGAGUUUCCAGCCAAGGCGAUAGCUGAAUACGUAAACCGACAGCAUUCCGACCCAAACGAACAAGUCCAAAGAAAAAAUAUGUUAUUGGCAGCGAAACAAAUCUGCAAAGAGUUCACGGACCUGCUCUCGCAAGACCGCACGCCCUUGGGGAAUUCACGUCCACAGCCCAUUCUUGAGCCUGGGAUUCAGAGCUGUUUGACCCACUUCAGUCUUAUUUCUCACGGAUUCGGGACUCCGGCCAUGUGCGCGGCCCUCACGGCGCUGCAGAACUAUCUGACGGAGGCCAUUAAAGCCAUGGACAAAAUGUACCUGAACAACAAUCCUAACAGUCACAACGAGACGGGGUCGAAGGCGGGUGACAAAGACGAGAAGCACAGAAAGUGAUGUCCAGCUUCCACAUCCCAAUUAAUGACAAAAUACAUAUGUAACAAACACUAGUGAUCAAGAUGAAACACUGAACGCAGCACCUCCCGAUCUUGACAUUUUGAGACUUU
This is a messenger RNA of Sinocyclocheilus rhinocerous, 1457 nucleotides long. RefSeq names its product transcription factor AP-2-alpha-like. The coding region runs from base 37 to 1347 and encodes 436 amino acids. The record is from RefSeq and is a predicted model, not a curated record. Gene Ontology annotation, cellular component: nucleus. Gene Ontology annotation, biological process: anatomical structure development; regulation of transcription by RNA polymerase II; regulation of cell population proliferation. Lineage: Eukaryota; Metazoa; Chordata; Actinopteri; Cypriniformes; Cyprinidae. The transcript has 7 exons. Gene Ontology annotation, molecular function: DNA-binding transcription factor activity, RNA polymerase II-specific; RNA polymerase II transcription regulatory region sequence-specific DNA binding.